Messenger RNA from Oryctolagus cuniculus (rabbit), 1808 nucleotides. The record is from RefSeq and is a predicted model, not a curated record. Lineage: Eukaryota; Metazoa; Chordata; Mammalia; Lagomorpha; Leporidae.
GCCCCGAUGUACAGCAUGAUGAUGGAGACCGACCUGCACUCGCCCGGCGGCGCCCCGGCGCCCACGAACCUGUCGGGCCCGGCCGGGGCGGGCGGUGGCGGCGGCGGGGGCGGCGGCGGCGGCGGCGGGGGCGCCAAGGCCAGCCAGGACCGGGUCAAGCGGCCCAUGAACGCCUUCAUGGUGUGGUCCCGCGGACAGCGGCGCAAGAUGGCCCAGGAGAACCCCAAGAUGCACAACUCGGAGAUCAGCAAGCGGCUGGGCGCCGAGUGGAAGGUCAUGUCCGAGGCCGAGAAGCGGCCCUUCAUCGACGAGGCCAAGCGUCUGCGCGCGCUGCACAUGAAAGAGCACCCGGAUUACAAGUACCGGCCGCGCCGCAAGACCAAGACCCUGCUCAAGAAAGACAAGUACUCGCUGGCCGGCGGGCUGCUGGCGGCCGGCGCGGGCGGCGGCGGCGCGGCCGUGGCCAUGGGCGUGGGCGUGGGCGCGGCGGCCGUGGGCCAGCGCCUGGAGAGCCCGGGCGGCGCGGCGGGCGGCGGCUACGCGCACGUCAACGGCUGGGCCAACGGCGCUUACCCGGGCUCGGUGGCGGCGGCCGCCGCGGCCGCGGCCAUGAUGCAAGAAGCGCAGCUGGCCUACGGGCAGCACCCGGGCGCGGGCGGCGCGCACCCGCACGCGCACCCCGCGCACCCGCACCCGCACCACCCGCACGCGCACCCGCACAACCCGCAGCCCAUGCACCGCUACGACAUGGGCGCGCUGCAGUACAGCCCCAUCUCCAACUCGCAGGGCUACGUGAGCGCGUCGCCCUCGGGCUACGGCGGCCUCCCCUACGGCGCCGCGGGCGGCGCGCACCAGACCUCGGCCGUGGCGGCGGCGGCGGCGGCGGCGGCGGCCGCGUCGUCGGGCGCCCUGGGAGCGCUCGGCUCGCUCGUCAAGUCAGAGCCGAGCGGCAGCCCGCCGGCCCCGGCGCACUCGCGGGCGCCGUGCCCUGGGGACCUGCGAGAGAUGAUCAGCAUGUACUUGCCGGCCGGCGAGGGCGGCGACCCGGCGGCCGCGGCGCAGAGCCGGCUGCACUCGCUGCCGCAGCACUACCAGGGCGCGGGCGCGGGCGUCAACGGCACGGUGCCCCUGACGCACAUCUAGCGCCCGCGGGGCGGCCUGGCCACGUCCCGCCGCCUCCGCGCUCCUGGCACAGCGCGCGCCUGCCCCGCGGCUCCCGGGGCGCCGCGCGGGGCCUGCGUUCGGAUGGAACUUGGGGGUUUUCUUGAGACUUUUUGUACAGUAUUUAUCGUUCUCUGCGGAGGAGGAGGAGACAGAGUGCGCUCUCUUCGCUCCAGGGGACAAAGACAAAACCGAUGGCGCCCUUCGUGUCCCCGCCUCAUGCCGACGCCGCAGCCUGCCGUCCCCUCCGGGGCCGCGGAGCCAGGCCGAGCCGGGCCUGACGCGGUCCUGUCGUCGCCCCAGCGCUCUCGGGCCGGUUUGUUAAUUUAUACACAGAUUUUGCCCACCCACCCCCUCCUCGGACGGCGGCGCCACUCUGGGUUUUGUACCACUUUCUGUAUCUGCGCAUAGCCAGUUUUUGGUUUUGUACCAUUUCUUGUCCAUGCGUUGUGAGUUUCUUUAAAUUUUAUUUUAUUUUAUGUUAGGCGUUGCUGUGUGGGGAGGAGAAAUCAGAUUAUGUACAUAGUUUCCUAAAAAAAAAAAAAGCCUUUCUUCCAAAACCGAAAUGGAACCCGCCCCCUAAAAGUGCAUCGAGUUUUGAUUCAAUAAAUUUGAGAGAAAGCCCGUUUCACCCCAUGAAUCGAAAA